Messenger RNA from Papaver somniferum (opium poppy), 2116 nucleotides. RefSeq lists its product as uncharacterized. The transcript is spliced from 17 exons. NCBI's taxonomy places the organism in Eukaryota, Viridiplantae, Streptophyta, Magnoliopsida, Ranunculales, Papaveraceae. Bases 187 to 1575 code for a protein of 462 amino acids. The record is from RefSeq and is a predicted model, not a curated record. Gene Ontology annotation, molecular function: glucosaminyl-phosphatidylinositol O-acyltransferase activity. Gene Ontology annotation, cellular component: endoplasmic reticulum; membrane. Gene Ontology annotation, biological process: GPI anchor biosynthetic process; protein localization to plasma membrane.
UUAAAAACGAAAAAUAGAAAAUUCUGUCUCUUUCUGUCCUUCAAGUUCAAGUUCUAUAGCGGCACAUACGUAGGUUAGAAAUCGAAAUUGACCUUGGUCGAAUUUUGCAAGAAAACGUAUGAGACAGAUGAAAGAAGUUUUCUCUUAAAGGCAUUGUUUAAAAUUCUUCUUCACUUUAACGCCCAAAUGGAUCCUCCUCGAAAUUCCUUCAAUCCCAACAAGCAUCUGAAAGAAGAAUUCGUAAGCAACCUGACAGGAUCUUCCAUUCUUGAAAUUGUCUCCCUCUCAACAAUUGUACCUGCUUUGAUUGUUUUGCGUCACUAUGUUUGUGCAAAGGGACUAUAUGGCCCUUUGCAUGCCAAGAAAAUCACAUCAAAGAAAGAAAAAGAUGGAACUAUUGAUGGUAGAAGUUGGAGAAUUUACAUGAGCACGCUGGUUAUGGAUUUCUUAUUUAUUGUUCUUCCAACCCUUCUUUUUCUCACUGUUCUAGCAGAAUGGACAAAUAUAUGUGCGAUUUGCCUGAUAUUGUUGUUGCUCUUCUGCAUCGGAGACAAAAGAUCAGGUUCAUAUUCAGAAAGAGGAUCUGACCUUGCAUAUUCCGUUAGGGCAAAUGUUUCAGCAUAUAGAGUUUCCAUGAUGAUUGUCACGUGCUUGUGCAUCUUGGCUGUGGAUUUCACAAUAUAUCCUCGGAGAUAUGCUAAGACUGAGACUUACGGUACUGGACUGAUGGAUCUCGGGGUAGGAUCAUUUGUCCUAGCAAAUUCUUUAGUUUCAAGACAAGCACGGAAUGUCUCGUCAAUGAAGUGGAAGACCGUUCUUCAAUCAACGAGUCCAAUGAUCAUCCUAGGAGUUGGCCGGCUCAUUUUUACGUCAGGUGUAGAUUAUCAGGUGCAUGUGGGAGAGUAUGGAGUACAUUGGAAUUUCUUUUUCACUCUUGCUGGCGUAUCUCUUUUAACUUCUUUGAUAAACAUUCAUUCUCGUUAUUGUGGUAUUCUUGGUUUAUCAAUUCUUAUAGGAUAUCAGCUAUGGUUAAGUUCUGGAAUAAAUGAGUUCCUUUUGUCCAAUGAAAGAGCAAAUAAUCUCUUUAGCCAAAACAAAGAGGGUGUUGUUAGUAUUUUUGGAUACUGGGGCAUGUAUUUAGUUGGAGUCCAAUUGGGAAACUUUCUUUUCUUCGGAAACAAUAGAAGAACCCGGAUGAGAGUCUGGAUUCUUGCUGUUAUAUUUUGGUUAUCAACUAUCAUAUUGGACAGGCAUGUCGAAAGAGUUUCCCGCAGAAUGUGCAAUCUGACAUAUGUUGCCUUCGUAUUAGCCCAAAACUUUCAGGUUUUGGCGAUUUUGGUGCUGUCGGAUUUUAUUCCUGGACAAAAAACUUCAGUUAUUGAAGAAGCAUUUGACCGAAAUUUACUAGGAUCAUUCCUCCUGGCCAAUAUCAUGACGGGUUUAAUAAACAUGAGCGUUGACACCAUCUCCACCUCAUCUAUCACAGCCUUGGCUAUCUUGGUUGGGUAUGCCUUCAUUUUGUCCAUCCUUGGUGGAUUUGCAGCAUUUUCAGGGAUCAAAUUAAAGUUUUGGUAACACUAGGAUGCACACAGAGACUUCCGAUGUACUCUUGUAGUCAAUUUUUUUCUGUAAGAUUUUUAUUUGAAUCUGUAAAGCUGGUAAUAUCUCAGUGUCCCUUUUUUUUAGUCAUUGCAUUCCAGAAUUAGUGAUAAGUUUGCCCACUAGCAAAGGAACCCAUAUUGAUCAGGGGAUAUUACCCGCCAGUAGCAAUCGAUGACAAUGUCAUGGCUCUCUGAUGCCUAUAAAAACAACCUUACUAUAGGAGUUACAUAUAUAUACAUCAAGGUGAGGAGCCUACAUUCACCACAUUUUUGCAAAUACAUGUGGGCUAUCUUCAUCCUCGUAAAUGAAGUUCGGUGUUUAGGCCACCAAAAUAGCUCAUAUUGGAGCCACGGAUUAUUAUCGCAACGAUCUGGUGGUAGCAGUGGACUAUUAAUUUUGUAAUAGCCACGGAUUUCAGUUGCCCACUGCCAGAGUCUUUUAAGGUUUCUUAUUCUUGUAAUACUUCAUUGACUAUUAAUUUUGGAUUAAAAGCAAAGAGCUUGAACAAGAUGAA